This is a messenger RNA of Selaginella moellendorffii, 1934 nucleotides long. RefSeq lists its product as uncharacterized. NCBI's taxonomy places the organism in Eukaryota, Viridiplantae, Streptophyta, Lycopodiopsida, Selaginellales, Selaginellaceae. The transcript is spliced from 5 exons. The record is from RefSeq and is a predicted model, not a curated record. The coding region runs from base 383 to 1729 and encodes 448 amino acids.
UGGGUGUGGGUUUGUUUCUGCAUGUAGAGCGAAUCACUAGGGUAUCAGGCGUGGUGUUCUUGCGCUGGAGCUAGCUGCCGGCUUGGCUCCGGGCGCCCUGGCAGUGAUCAGUGGCACAGCGGGCAACUAUUCAAAAUCUUGUUCGCUCGUCACGGCGCGAUCCGGUUUGGCAGCGAAUUCGUUGGAAUCGCAAGGGUGUUUUCUUGGAUUUCGAUGAUCCGGCCGGCAACGGCGGCAUUUCAUCUUGAUCCUGAUCCCGGGCGGCGGUUUCUGUGAGAAAUAUCGCGGGGGAGGCGCUGAGAUCAUCGUGAAGGGCAGGAGCGAGUGAGCGAGCGAUCGAGCUAGCGGAGGGGCGCAGGCACAGGGUUUUAGGAAAUAUUGGAUGAGAAUGCAGGUGGAUUUCGAUCCGGACUACGGCCACACCAUGGCUCAGGUCGUCUACUAUCUCUCUCGAAAUGGCAAGGUGGAUUCGCCUCACAUGAUCGAUGUCGCGUUUCACGCUCCGGGGCUUCGAUUGCGAGAUGUGAAGUUUAGAUUGACGGCGUUGCGCGGAUGCAGGAUGCCAGUGAUGUAUGCGUGGUCUUUCAAGAGAAUUUACAAAAAUACGAGUAUCUGGCAAGAUGUCUCUGAUGACGAUUUUGUACUGCCUGUGGCUUCUGGAGAAUACGUCCUCAAGGGAUCAGAAAUCGUCGAAAAGCAAGUACCAAAAUGUAAGCAGCCGGGCGAAGUACUUCAGAGGAAGUAUAGGGGAGCGGAGUCUUGGCUUACAGCUAUAGACAGCACCUCGGCAAAUACGUCGAAACCAGAGCCCAAUUCCUUCUUGCCGCUCGCGGUGAGAAGAUCUUACGAGCAGCCGGCUUGUAAGCAAAAGACGGUUUUGGACAAUGGUUUUCCGGAGGACAAACUUAGCGAUGGGAUUGUGGAUACUGGGGUGAGGCAUUCAACGGGAAGCAUUCUCCAGGAAUCCACCUUUAAUGAGUUGAAAGUCUACACCAUAAAGACGCCGGCGGUAAUCGAUCAGGGGUGCGAUGCGACUACUCAAACUGAAGAACAGCGAAGAAAAAUGGGCCAGGCUUCUACCGCUACUGCAACAAGCUUUGACUCGAGAAUGCCAGGACAGGAUACUAAAGUUCCGAGGCAGCAGAAAUUGGCACCGGACGAGGUGGUUCUUGGUGUCGAUGCUUCUUCGUCGCCCCCGGGAGCUAAGAAACAUGGGAAGUCCAAAAGGUUUGUCCCGCAUGACAAGGAACCAGAGCAUCUCAGGCUGAAGACGAAGAAUGGCUCAUCGUCUUGGGUGUUUCUACACGUCUUGUCGUAUUGCGGGGGUCUUAAUACGAAAGAUCAGGCAGUGAAUCCACCUCUGGCGGCCUCCAAGGACGUUUCAUCGGAGUACUCUCCCGAUGAGCACAGUAGGGACUUGCGAGCAGAUGGAGACAAUCUUUUCUUCAGUGACACCUCCAGAGAGACGCAGCAGUCCACUACGGGCGAUAGCUUUAAUUCCUCCGAUGCGUCUGAGGAAGGCCGAGUUCAUAAGGUGCCGGCUCUUGUAGAUGUGAAGGAGAUCCUGAAGCCAACAUCUCCAUCGCGGGGUAGAGGCUUUUCCUUGCUCGGCAGGCAGUAUGGGAGACUGUCGAAAUCCGGGACCUAUUGCUCGAGGAACGUCAAAUACGACCUGAGCCGGGGAAAUGGGCCGCUCAAGUUGGAGCUCAGUUGCUACAGCGCAGAGUGACGAGGUUUUCUGUCCAGCAUUAAGGUACUCCUGAUUGUUAGCCUUGCUUGCUACCUUUAGGUAGAUGAGAGGAGCCUUCCCGUCCUCUUUGCAGUUACUAACAGGAACAGUAGAGUUCCUUCAGCAACUGAGCAGAGGACUCUCCUCUCUCCUGUUGUUUCCCAAAGUUGAAUCAUCAUAUCCAGCUUCAGGUUGACGUGAAAAA